This is a messenger RNA of Exserohilum turcica Et28A, 432 nucleotides long. RefSeq lists its product as uncharacterized. The transcript has a single exon. Bases 1 to 432 code for a protein of 143 amino acids. The record is from RefSeq and is a predicted model, not a curated record. Lineage: Eukaryota; Fungi; Ascomycota; Dothideomycetes; Pleosporales; Pleosporaceae.
AUGACGCUGCAGAAGAUUGAAGUCAUCAACGCUUCACCCGGCGGCUCGUACGAGUACGGCGACAAGAGCGGAAGCUGGCAGAGCAUCAAGGUCAGCGACAAGAAGGUCCAGGACAAGUUUCCCGCUUCCCUUUCUGCUUCUGUGUCUGCUUCCGCCUCCGCUUCGCCUUCGUCGUCUGCAUCUGCACACAAGAGCGGCACUCAAUCCAGCCACUCGCCGCAAGCCACGGGCGCAGACAAGUCGGACUCCACCAAGGACGGUAACACCCACACGGAUUCUAGCUCUGCUUCUCCCGUUGCCGCCGCCGCACAAGCUACCAGCUCUGCGUCUCCCUCGGCCAAGCCCGAGCAGUCCAACGACGCAGGUGUUGAAAGCGUCCAGUGGAAAUUCACAGCUAUCCUUGUUUCUCUCGCCGCCCUUGUCCUUGCUUAG